GUUGAUCUCCGUCAUGGGGCCCCGAGCCCUGCUCCUCCUGCUGUCCCGGACCCUGACCCUGACCCUGACCCAGAACUGGACGGGCCCCCACACCCUGGGAUAUUGCAGCACCGCCAUGUACAUACCCCUUGGCGAGAAGAACCGCUACACCGUCGUCAUCUACCUGGACGACACGGAGAUCCUGCGGUUCCAUAGUGACGCUGCCAGUUCCAGACUGGAGCCGAGGGUGCCCUGGAUGGAGCAGGAGGGCGCAGGGUUUUGGGAGGAACAGAUGCAGGAAAUAAGGCACAACGAACAGAGGAGCAGAGUGAACCUGAACAAGCUGCACGUCUACUAUAACCAGAGCGAGGACGGGUCUCACACCCUCCAGGAAAUGACCGGCUGCGUCGUGGGGUCGGACGGGCGCUUCCUCCACGGGUUCAGUCAGUUCGCCUACAACGGCACCGAAUUCCUCUCCCUGGACGAGGACCUGUGCUCCUGGACCACCACGGCCAUGGCGCCCCAGAUCACCUGGCGCGAGUUGGUGCUGCUCCCUGAUGCGGAUGUCAGGAGAUUCUUCCUGCAGGACAUCUGCGUGCGCCGCCUCCACCGCCUCCUGGAGAAGGGGAAGGACACGCUGCUCCGAGCAGACCCUCCAAAGACACAUGUGACCCACCACCCCAUCUCUGACCAGGAGGUCACCCUGAGGUGCUGGGCCCUGGGCUUCUACCCUGCGGACAUCACCCUGAGCUGGCAACGUGAAGGGGUGGACCUGACCCAGGACAUGGAGCUGGUGGACACCAGGCCUGCAGGGGACGGGACCUUCCAGAAGUGGGCAGCUGUGGUCGUGCCUCCUGGAGAGGAGCAGAGAUACACAUGCCAUGUGCAGCACCAGGGGCUGCCUGAGCCCCUGACCCUGAGAUGGGACCCCCCUCCUCAGACCACCAUCACCAUCUUGGGCAUUGCUGCUGCCCUGGGUCUCCUUGGAGCUGUGGCUGCUGCAGCUGUGAUGUGGAGGAGGAAGUGCUCAGGUGGGCAAGGGGUGGGGCUGAGUUCCCUGUGCCCCUGGGGGUGGAGCCCAGGUGGAAGUGUGCUCUGCCCAGAUAAUGGUCAUGGUGUCCCCAAACGGGUGCUUGUCCAUCUGGGGCCUGUUUCCUAACACUGACUCUUUAGU
Artibeus jamaicensis (Jamaican fruit-eating bat) is the source of this 1153-nucleotide messenger RNA. RefSeq names its product patr class I histocompatibility antigen, alpha chain E-like. Gene Ontology annotation, molecular function: peptide antigen binding; signaling receptor binding. Gene Ontology annotation, biological process: antigen processing and presentation of endogenous peptide antigen via MHC class Ib; immune response; antigen processing and presentation of endogenous peptide antigen via MHC class I via ER pathway, TAP-independent. The coding region runs from base 14 to 1138 and encodes 374 amino acids. Lineage: Eukaryota; Metazoa; Chordata; Mammalia; Chiroptera; Phyllostomidae. The record is from RefSeq and is a predicted model, not a curated record. The transcript is spliced from 5 exons. Gene Ontology annotation, cellular component: external side of plasma membrane.